AUGGACAUGAUACUGAUGGAUGACAAGGGGUGCAAGAUACAUGCUACUGUUAGGAAGACUUUGAUAUAUCGAUUCCAGUCUUCCUUAACUGAGGGAAAAGUUUACCAGAUUUCCUACUUUGGUGUGGGCGAGAGCGGACGUGAUUUUCGCCCGACCGAUCAUCCAUUCAAGAUCAACUUUGAUAUUCAGACUUCUGUACGUCUACUACCUAACAAGGCUAUCAACAUAACGCCGUACUCUUUCGUUCCACUUGCUGACAUUAUGUAUAAGGACCUUGAUACAUCAUUCCUUAUAGAUGUAAUUGGUAUUCUGACGGGCGCAAGUGGAGAACAAGACUUCCAAAAAGAUGGUACUAAACAAAAGAGGAUAACAAUAGAACUUGAUCAAGAUGGGGUUCGUGUUGAAUGUGCUUUUUUUGGGAAAUAUGUUUCUGAGGUCAUUGCUUAUCUUUCAUCAGUUGAUGCAACCAAUGCUGUCGUGGUUGUACAGUGUUGUAAGAUCAAGCCAUUCAAAGGUAAGAAUAGCAUUCAAAACGUUUAUGGUGCUACUAGGGUUCUUUUUAAUCCUCAGAUUCAAGAAGCUGCCCCUCUCCGUGCUAGGUUUCUGGAGUCAAAUGAUCCUGCAGCACACAUCAUUAGCCUGCUUCAAGACAGUUCAAAAAAAAUAUCCCUAGAAGAAGAUUUUCUGAAAAAGAGUGAUGGGAAAACCAUCGAGCUACUCAAAGAUCUCGCUGAAAAAUCAUUUUGUGUUGUACUUGGUACUGUUAAGUAUAUUGCAGAGGGUAUGGUCUGGCAUUACCCUGCGUGCAAGUGUAGCAAGAAAGUGUAUCCUGCCGAUGGCAUGUAUUUUUGUGAUACAUGUAACCGUCAUGUUGUUUCUCCAACUCACAAGUUUAGAAUUCAACUAAGGGUUAUGGAUUCAAAAGACACCGCUACAUUUGCGUUAUUUGAUCAGGAGGCGUCUGCACUGCUGAACAAGUCAUGUUCAGAUCUGCUUGAAACUUAUGGUUCUGAUCCUCUCACAAUUCCCACGGAAAUCUUGAAUUUGAUUGACAAAACAUAUUUGUUCAAGAUUGAAGUUGCAAACAAUUAUCACUCAAAGUUUGAAAAGUCUUAUCGUGUCAAAAAGAUUUGUGCCGAUCCAGAAGUUAUCAAUAAUUUUAGAGCUGCAAUGACAUUUCAACCUGUAAUUAGUUGCCAUGAUCCAUGUAUAUUUUAA
This is a messenger RNA of Lotus japonicus, 1218 nucleotides long. Its product is annotated as replication factor A protein 1-like. Lineage: Eukaryota; Viridiplantae; Streptophyta; Magnoliopsida; Fabales; Fabaceae. Bases 1 to 1218 code for a protein of 405 amino acids. Gene Ontology annotation, molecular function: DNA binding. Gene Ontology annotation, cellular component: nucleus. The transcript is spliced from 8 exons. The record is from RefSeq and is a predicted model, not a curated record. Gene Ontology annotation, biological process: DNA replication; DNA recombination; DNA repair.